CACAAUCACUUUUUUUUUUGUUAACCUUUUCUUAAAGUUUCAUCUUUGCUUGGAAUACUUAUCCUAAAGUUUUUUAUCCAAUCAACAUCUCAAAAAGACAAAUCUUGUACACAAAAAUAAAAAAAUAUCAUGUUCAUAAUUUUGUUUAAAAUUCUCCAAAAUUUGCUAAAAUCAUGUCUGGUUUGUUUGUUGGAAUUUUGUGUAUUGCAAAAAGGGGUUAUCAGUUCAGAUCAUUUGAUUCUGCUUCUUCCAUGAUAGAACAGAGAAGUAUAGGAAGCCAUGGAUAUAAUAAUGAGGAUUUAGGUGAAAAAACCAGAGAAGCCAAGCAGAGAUUGGAUCACAAGCUAAGAAGGACUAGAAGUAAAGACGAAAGAUUCAAGGAUGUCGAAGAUGGGCAAGUAGAAUCAAGUACUCUGCAGAAGAAAGAGAUGUCUGGAGUGAAGCAGAAUGGGAUAAAGACAUUUAGCAGGGUAAUAAAGCAACGUAACGAUAUCGAAAAUGAUGAAUGCACCAUUUGUUUGGGCAAAUUCAAGGUUGGUGAUAACCUAAUGCAUUUGCUAUGUGACCACAAAUUCCAUUCAUGUUGUUUGGUUCCAUGGUUGGAGAAUUAUGUUUGUUGCCCUUGCUGCAGAAUUGAGAUUCUCACUUGAAAAAAAUGUAUAUAUGGGAUAUAAAAUGAGCUUAAAUAAAGAAAUCGGGAUUCAUAUAGUUGACCCCAAUUUGUCUGAAACCGAGGCAUAAAGUGAGGAUGAAGAUUCAUAUAACCGACUCUAACUUGUUUGGAACUGAAACGUUGUUGUAUAGAUGAAGUUUGAAAUAAGAAGAUUGUAUCAUUGGUACUUGGUUACUAGAGAAGUUUGAGAACUUAAUUACUUAUUAUUCAUAUCUAAUUUCUUCGUGCAA
This is a messenger RNA of Solanum lycopersicum (tomato), 903 nucleotides long. RefSeq lists its product as uncharacterized. NCBI's taxonomy places the organism in Eukaryota, Viridiplantae, Streptophyta, Magnoliopsida, Solanales, Solanaceae. The record is from RefSeq and is a predicted model, not a curated record. Gene Ontology annotation, biological process: ubiquitin-dependent protein catabolic process. Gene Ontology annotation, molecular function: ubiquitin protein ligase activity.